UCCACGAAAAUUCCAAAGCAAAGAGAUAGAGAUGGAAUUAGUGUAUCUUCUCUUCUCUAUACUUUCCACUUCUUUCACUUCCUUCGUACUCUCUUUUUUCUUCCUUUCUCGCCUUCUGCUCCGCCGAUUAGGUUUCCGAUUAGCCGGAGCCGGAGCCGGGGAAGACUCUGUUUCUCUUUAUGAAGGAACUGUAUGGCACGAACGACGCCGUCCGGUUCACCAUUCAUUCCGGUACCCCGUUCGUUAUGCACUGAUUGACCUUGAUCGUUCGUCUAAUCCGCCGUCUGAUAAUCUCUCAGCUCAUGAAGCGCGACGCAUUUCUGGUACCACUGGUCCCGUUUUCUUGUUGACAAUACCACCCAGUGUGGGAUAUGUGCAAAACCCAUUGAGUUUGUAUUAUUGCUAUGAUACUGAAGGCUCCUUGCAGAAUUUGAAGAAAUGCAUUGCUGAGGUGACUAACACCCCAUGGGGUGAAAGAGUAUCAUUUCUGUUCAACCCAAACUCAGAUGUAGUUGCAAAAUCUCUUCAUGUUAGUCCUUUCAUGGAUAUGCUAGGAAACUGGACCAUGAAAACAAAUACACCUGGGGAUAAUCUAUUUGUAACAAUUUCAGUAAAUCAUCCAAAAUAUGGUGAAUAUUUCUCAGCUUCAUUGAUGGCCAAAAGAGUAUCAUCCUCCAUGAAUACUGAUCUAGAUUUGUUCUUCUGGCUAAUGCCACACAAGGUUGCAUUAUGGAUUUAUUGGCAGGCUCUCAAGCUUUGGUGGAAGGGUGUUCCUUUCUUGCAACAUCCAAGGUACUACAAUCCUAGAUACAGAGGAGAAGCCAUACUAUCUGAUGAGAAGCUUCAAUGUUGUCCGGCGUUUGUAUUUGACACACAGAACAAUCAACAGUCUGGAGAACACUGUUCCAGUCCUGCAGCUCACUCAACUUCAAGACAUCAUGGCUUCACUUGGAGGGAUGCCAAAUGGCCCUGGUGCUAAAAGGAAUACAAAGUUUCUAAGAUUCUAUAAUUUAUAACAUUAAGAUCUUUCUCUUUCGUCAGGGCAAAUCAAUUUCAAUUUUGUAUGUUCCAGUAGUUUCUUGAAGUUUCGAUUUGCAUUGCGAAGUUAAUAUGCUUUUCUAUGUUAAAUUAUUUUCAUAAAUAAAUGGCCUUCUUGACAAGGAAAUUAAGAAAGAAAGUCUGGAUUAGUGUUUACGUCAAUGUUCAAACAAUUUAGAUUUUCAAUUUUUAUGAUAACCUACCAAAGUCAAGCUAGUA
Solanum dulcamara is the source of this 1257-nucleotide messenger RNA. RefSeq lists its product as uncharacterized. Bases 32 to 979 code for a protein of 315 amino acids. The record is from RefSeq and is a predicted model, not a curated record. NCBI's taxonomy places the organism in Eukaryota, Viridiplantae, Streptophyta, Magnoliopsida, Solanales, Solanaceae. The transcript has 5 exons.